Messenger RNA from Callorhinus ursinus (northern fur seal), 3022 nucleotides. It is a transcript of the gene ATP6V0A4, whose product is annotated as ATPase H+ transporting V0 subunit a4. Gene Ontology annotation, biological process: vacuolar acidification; proton transmembrane transport. Gene Ontology annotation, molecular function: proton-transporting ATPase activity, rotational mechanism; ATPase binding. NCBI's taxonomy places the organism in Eukaryota, Metazoa, Chordata, Mammalia, Carnivora, Otariidae. The record is from RefSeq and is a predicted model, not a curated record. Gene Ontology annotation, cellular component: plasma membrane; vacuolar proton-transporting V-type ATPase, V0 domain; vacuolar proton-transporting V-type ATPase complex.
UCGUGGCCGCAGGGAAGCCACCUGAGGAAUCCCCAAGCCAGGCUGGUCCUGGCCCGCCACUCACCAGCCCUGACCAAACACCUGCUUGCGGGGCUGGGCUGAGGAAGUGCGGGAGCCUUAGCUCUCGCCCUACCACAGAUACCUGUCCAGGACCUGCUGGGGCAAAGCUGGGACCAAGGCUGUGUCAAGAUGGCGUCUGUGUUUCGCAGUGAGGAGAUGUGUUUGUCCCAACUGUUUCUUCAGGUGGAGGCUGCAUAUUGCUGUGUGGCUGAGCUUGGGGAGCUUGGAUUGGUUCAGUUCAAAGAUUUAAAUGGGAAUGUGAACAGCUUCCAAAGGAAAUUUGUAAAUGAAGUGAGAAGGUGUGAGUCACUGGAGAGAAUCCUCCGUUUCCUGGAAGAUGAGAUGCAAAAUGAGAUUGUGCCUCAGUUGCCAGAGAGGCCCCCACCGACCCCUCUUCCACGGGAAAUGAUUAUGUUGGAGACUCUUCUAGAAAAACUGGAAGGAGAAUUACAGGAAGCCAACCAGAACCAGCAGGCUUUGAAGAAAAGCUUCCUAGAACUGACUGAACUCAAACAUCUGCUGAAGAAAACCCAAGAUUUCUUUGAGACGGAAACCAACCUCGCUGAUGAUUUCUUUAUGGAAGACACUUCGGGUCUCCUGGAGUUAAGAGCGACCCCUGCCUGUGUGACUGGAAAACUGGGGUUCACGGCCGGGGUGAUCAACAGGGAGCGGAUGGCUUCCUUUGAGAGGCUGCUGUGGCGAGUGUGCCGAGGGAACAUCUACCUGAAGUUCAGCGAGGUGGACACGACUCUGGAGGAUCCUGUCACGAAAGAAGAAAUUAAAAAGAACAUAUUCAUCAUAUUUUAUCAAGGAGAGCAACUCAGACAGAAAAUCAAGAAGAUCUGUGAAGGGUUUCGAGCCACCAUAUACCCCUGCCCAGAGCCUGUGGCGGAGCGCAGAGAGAUGCUGGCCGACGUCAAUGUGAAGCUGGAAGAUUUAAUCACCGUCAUCACACAAACAGAGUCUCACCGUCAGCGCCUCCUGCAAGAAGCCGCUGCCAACUGGCAUUCCUGGGCCAUUAAAGUGCAGAAGAUGAAGGCCAUUUACCACAUCCUGAACAUGUGCAACAUUGAUGUCACCCAGCAGUGUGCCAUCGCUGAGAUCUGGUUCCCGGUGGCAGACACUGGGCGCAUCAAGAGGGCAUUGGAGCAAGGCAUGGAACUCAGUGGCUCCUCCAUGGUCCCCAUCCUGACUGCAGUGCAAUCUAAAGCAGCUCCUCCCACAUUUAACAGGACCAAUAAAUUCACAGCCGGCUUUCAGAAUAUUGUAGAUGCCUAUGGUGUGGGCAGUUACCGGGAAAUGAACCCAGCUCCCUAUACCAUCAUCACUUUCCCCUUCCUGUUUGCUGUGAUGUUUGGAGACUGUGGUCAUGGCAUCGUGAUGCUACUGGCAGCGCUUUGGAUGGUCCUUAAUGAGAGACGCUUGCUCUCCCAGAAGAUGAACAAUGAGAUCUGGAACACCUUCUUCCAUGGACGCUAUCUGAUUCUCCUCAUGGGCAUCUUUUCCAUCUACACGGGCUUGAUUUACAACGACUGCUUCUCCAAGUCUUUCAACAUCUUCGGCUCUUCUUGGAGUGUCAGACCCAUGUUCAGAAAUGGCACAUGGAACACAUAUGUAAUGGAAACAAAUCCAUAUUUACAGCUGGACCCAGCCAUUCCGGGAGUGUACUCUGGAAAUCCAUACCCAUUUGGGAUUGAUCCGAUUUGGAACUUGGCUUCAAACAAACUAACAUUCUUGAAUUCCUACAAAAUGAAGAUGUCAGUCAUCCUGGGAAUUGUCCAGAUGGUUUUCGGUGUUAUUCUCAGCCUUUUCAAUCACAUAUACUUCAGAAGAACUCUCAACAUCGUUCUGCAAUUUAUUCCUGAGAUGAUUUUUAUCCUGUGUCUCUUUGGAUACUUGGUUUUCAUGAUCGUUUUCAAAUGGUGCCACUUUGAUGUCCGUGCGUCCCAGCAUGCCCCUAGCAUCCUCAUCCACUUCAUUAACAUGUUUCUGUUUAACUAUGAUGACCCUUCCAAUGCACCCCUGUACAAACAUCAGCAAGAAGUCCAGAGUUUCUUUGUUAUUAUGGCUUUGAUUUCUGUCCCGUGGAUGCUUCUGAUUAAGCCAUUUAUUCUUAGAGCCAAUCAUCGAAAAUCCCUGCUGCAGGCCUCCAGGAUCCAAGAGGAAGCCACAGAGAACACUGAAGGUGACAACUCCAGCCUUUCCAUGAGCACUGGCCAGAGGGCUUCUGCAGGUGCCCAUGGGGCUCAGGAUGACCAUGAAGAAGAGUUCAAUUUUGGAGACAUCUUUGUGCAUCAAGCCAUCCACACGAUCGAGUAUUGCCUGGGCUGCAUUUCAAACACAGCCUCUUACCUCCGGCUCUGGGCCCUCAGCCUGGCUCAUGCACAACUGUCGGAGGUGCUCUGGACCAUGGUGAUGAACAUCGGCCUUCGUCUGCGAGGCUGGGGAGGACUCAUUGGGGUCUUCGUCAUUUUUACCGUAUUUGCUGUGCUGACAGUAGCCAUCCUUCUGAUCAUGGAGGGUCUGUCUGCGUUCCUGCAUGCCCUGCGACUGCACUGGGUAGAGUUCCAGAACAAGUUCUACGUUGGGGCUGGUUACAAGUUUUCUCCUUUCUCCUUCAAAUGCAUCCUGGAUGGGCCAGCCGAGGACUAGCUACAGGCCCCGCAGCCUGCCGUUGCCUCUGGCUUCAGUCUCUGUGCCAGCAAGAGAAGUUUGGCUCGUCUUCAGCAUCAGCCUGGGCGAGCUGGUCAAUGGGAUGAUUGUUCUUGGCUCGCUGGAGGCGGGAAGCCUUGUAUAUUUUACUUAUAAGCCUUGGGAUUUGAUAUGACUUCACCAUGUUAUAGACCUCAUGGUUGGGUCUAAAAUACUAAAAGGGGGAGGGCUACACUGAUGUUUUCUUGUAAUUUUGUAAGUAUGAUAUUUAAGAAAAUAAACUGCUGGGCUAUUCCCUUGUUCUUGAAGA